This is a messenger RNA of Paramuricea clavata, 9106 nucleotides long. NCBI's taxonomy places the organism in Eukaryota, Metazoa, Cnidaria, Anthozoa, Malacalcyonacea, Plexauridae. The record is from the annotation of a GenBank genome assembly.
CAGACAUGUGGUGAUAUGUGGACUGAGUUAUCGAGUUGCGAACAACAAUGUAAAAAUUUUUGGCCUUUUCCUGAGACUCUAGCUUAUGACCUGUACUAGGGUUAAUUUAAAAAACAGUAAGCAAUGAACACAGCUGAGUGAUGGUAAUGAAUGUCAUGAAUCCAUAUGAAUCCUACCAGAGCCAGAUCUAUGCCAGAGGUUUCCUACAUGAAGUUUUCAAUUAAUUCAGACGUGGUUGCUUAGCAACAAAGCAAAAGGCGCGAGAAGAAAGCAAAGAUGGCGGACUCUGCAACAGAUAAAAGUAUUUUUGACCGCGAUAAUGACUCCAGCAAAGUCCGAAUGUUGAUUUCUCCUCUUUCUGAUGAUUAUAGGUGAGCUCAUUUUUCAAUAUAUUGCAAAAUUGCAAAGCUUUCUAGUUGUAUCUCUAGGAAAUAUGAACAUGUACAUCAGUAUAGAUAUGAUCAUUUUGUAGUCAUUUUAUUAAACGAGCAUUUAUAAUAAUAUAAUAUUGUUAUAAAUAUUAAGCAUUCAUGUCAAAGACUUAAAUUAAAAUUAAAGAUGGUUGUUAUUUAACCAUAGAUUAAGACAAUUUUUGGUAGUCUAGUGUGGCUGACAAUACCUGCCACUUUGCCAGACCUGAGUAACUUAAAGGCACAGUUCAGCCUGUUGAACGAUGGUUUUUAAGGCGCAUUUCAGCCCUUUUAAUUGAAAAAACUAACUAGGAAAAUCAAUUAAGCAUAAUUCAAGAUCACCGAACUUAAUGUUUUUAACAUUUUAAAACAUUUAUAUUGUUAAAAACAUCGAGUUUACUGAUUUUGAAUUAUGCUUAAUUGAUUUUCCUAGUUAGUUUUUUCAAUUAAAAGGGCUCAAAUGCGCCUUAAAAACCAUUGUUCAAAAGGCUGAACUGUGCCUUUAACUAUCAAAGGACAAAGUCAAAGCCUUUGACACUUCCCUUUAUAUUGUCCAGGUUGUAAUACAGGGAUGGAUCCAGCAUGAUCUGGUAGGGGGUGUGCUCUGCCAGGUCUGGUGCCGAGUUGUGUCGGUCAUGUGUGGCCACCCGCCCAUCAACUUGCUUCACCACUGCAAAGUCUUGCUUGACUACUGUAUUUGAAUUGUAAUUGUUGUUCACAGUUUGCUUAUCAUCAUGUUAUUACUCAAAUUACUGUAUCUCAUUUUGUCUCUAAAAAUUUUUUGUUUUAUCAUGAAAAUAGCACCCCCCCCCCUGCACCCCCUCUGGCCAGGGCUAGGGGGGUGCACCCCAGUAAAUCCAUCCCUGUUGUAAUAUAACAGUAAUAAAACAAACAAUUUGGCAUUUUGAUCUUUUUGUGUAAUAUUGUGAAUAAAAAGUGUAUAAAAAAUUAAGGAACUUUGGUUAAUUUUUGCAGCCACUUUCACCUUUAAAUGUGAAUUUUAAGCAUGCAUGUGGCAGACUUGCAAAUUGGUACAGGUCAUCGGACAUUGUAUGCAGCCAAAUAUUACCUUUUGUCUGACCAAACCUUGUUAUGACCGGACAUAUGACGGAUUUAAGCUAGUCCAAAAAGUUUAUUUUUAACAUAGAAAGCUGCGGAUUGAUGGGGAUACAACUACCUGAAAAUACAAGCAGCUGAACUUCAACAUUUCGAGCGAAGACCCUUUGCAGGGUCAUAGCGACUGGGGUGUGGGAGGGUGUAAAUCCCCCCAACUGUGAAACUCAGGUAAAAAUCAGGUAAAAUUCAAGUUUAAAUUUUGACAUUUUCAGGUAAAAAAUUGCAUAAUAAAGUCGUUAUUUAAAAUUGUGAAAUGAUAACCAUUUUUGUAAAAUACAGUCAAUUUAGAUGCAAUUCGUUUGCGAAUUUACUUUAGAAAACACCAGAAAUGCAGUCCUGUAGCUUCAAAAAUGUAAAAAUUUUCCGGGAGAGGAUCUCCCCUUCUCUUCAGAAGCUUAUUAUGAUAGUGGAAAUCAAUCUUAAAAGCACUAGUAUAAUUAUUACACUUCAGGUAAAUUUUGAACAUUGAAGUUCAAAUUUCAGGUAAAAUCCUCCCCCACCCCUCCCCAGCCUCAAAUGCUUCGCUACGUCCCUGUCCCUUUGUUGGGAAAUUAGUAGCCAACGAAAGGCCUUUGCUUGAAAUGUCAAAGUUCUGCUUGUAUUUUUCAGUUAGUUGUAUCCCCAUCAAUCCACAGCUUUCUUGUUAUCGUCGCUACGUACACUGGCAAAGACCAUUGAAGAUUAUUUUUAACAUAUUUUAUCAAUAUAAACAACACUUUCCCACCAUUUUUUGCUGUAUUACUUAGCAGGAUUUUAGCUAGGAUUUUAGAUUAUGGAGUCUAAUUUUGGGUGUGUAUGUGCAAAUUACCCGGAAUAGCCAAAUAUAUGGUUCCAGUUAUGUUCAAUAUAUAGAGUAGUUCUAAGCUUUACAACCAAAUACAAGGCAAACAGCUGGACAUAUACACUUAUAUGUUGCACUGACAUAGUAAGUUAUUUUAGCAAGUGUUGGGGGCAUUUAAAGCCAUUUUAUACGGUUCUCAUUACCUAUAACUUCCAUCUAAACAACAAAAAACAUCACAGAUAUCACUUUUACCAAUUUCAACAAACUAAAUUUCAACAUGACAUAAAUAUAGGAGGAAAUUCUGUCUUUUCAUUUUGUAAGUAACACUCUAGCUCUAUUUUAUGAACCUAGUAGUACACAACUUCACAUAAAUAAUGAAGCCACAUUAAUUUUACCUUGCCAUGUUUUCCCUCUUUGGCAGCGGUAACGCGGGUAAGACCCUGUUACUAAGACCAUAUAACAUUUAAUUGUUAAGUAAUUAUAAAAUGCCUCAGUAACAUGGUAGAAAUGAAAUCUGAUCGAUUGUAUAACCUGAACCAUUUAUUCAGAACAAGAUCAAGUCUGAAAAUAAGCAGCCAGAGACAGACACUGUCCAACAUAAAAAGGGCAAAUGUCCGGCAAAAUGCAUUUCUCAUUGGACAGUAUGUCUGGUACAGUGUGAUACUGCUAUAAUUAUAUUGAUGAAAAGUGAAAGAUACUGUGAAUAUAUGAUUAUUUUUUUAAAAAGUAAGCAAUAGCUAGCUAUACAAUGCACAUUGUAGUAUAAAUUAGUUUUUUGAAAAGCCAGUCAUGAAAAUUUUGCGUGAGAACUUCCUACAAUGACAAAAUUUGUCCUGGCCAGCUUUUUUGCGCUUGCUGCCCGGCCACAUGUAAAUAUAUGUUUGCAUUUUCAAUAUCAUUAUGGCUUCUUAUUUAAAUAUUGUUUUUACAUUACGAUAUUUGCGAUGUUUAGCACAACAGUAACUCACUGUAAGUGAGACACCACCCAAUUGGAAAUAAUAAACAUGGGUGAAAAUAUUUUUUCAUGGGUGCCUGACACUUAAUUUGUCAGGCACUUAUGACACUUAAUUUGUUUGUACUGAGAGCGCUUAUAACUUUCUUUUAUCAUGUUUUUGUGUAUUAUGUAGUCCAUCAAUCUCAGACAAGACAAGAGCUGGUUAUUUUUCCCAAGAUUGUGCAUCACAAACAGAAAAAUCAGAUCUUGUCAAUUUAAAGGAAGUAACACAUAUGGUGCAAAUACUUGUGCAGGUAAAAAUAAGUACAAUAUUAAGUACCGGUAUUUUCAAGUAUUUAAUAUUUAAUGUUAGUUACAUAGGCUUAUGAUAAACAUGCUCGGGUUAGUUUUUGGUGCGGGAAGAAAUCCUUGAUGAGAACUGCAAGUCUACAGUAUAUGAGUUCGCCACCAGCACAGUAGCGGGCUUGACUCAGCGGCCAAGGCCUGUGCACUGAAUGAAGCUGUUAAAAUAAUUAUAAAAUUAAUGUUAAGUGGGGAGAACACAAGUACAAAGUAUGUGCUACCAAUGAAACAAAACUGUUCAUUACCAGACAAAAUUCGAAUGUUUCAAUUUUUUGCUCUUUUUGCUCCUCCACCUGAAAAAUUCAGUGAAGCAGUAGAUUUGAGAAAUUGAGCAUUGCUUUAGGCAUAAAAAAAAUACCUGUGGUUCCGGUUUCAUAUCGUGAAAAAAUUAGGGUCGGUAGGUCGGAAACAAAUUUUUUUUUUGAAUAUUUUUUUCAUGGUUUUGGCGUUUUUUUGCUGGGCGAUUUGCAGUAGAGUCCCAACAUCAAUAUUAACUAGAGAUGCGUAUUUCCUAUGGACAAAUUUAGGCAAUUUGGUUCAAUAAUUAGUCUGACAACAGACGCCAUUUUGGCACGCUGUAUGAGCAGCCCGCAACCACCUGGAGAAUUAAUAGGGUCGCACAGUCAAUCGCGUUGAAAAAAUAAUAGGGUCGGCAGAAAAAUAUAGGGUCGGUCGGGAACCGGAACCACAGGUAUUUUUUUUUACGCCUUAUGCAGGUUACUACCAAGAAGAACUAAUAACUGCUAAAUCACAGCCAAGUAUAGUGUGCAGGGUGUCCACAGGCCUUGAAAAUCCUGGAAAGUUCUUGAAUUGGAAAAAAAAUAUUCCAGGACUGGAAAGUCCUUGAAAAUCAGUAAAAGUCCUUGAAAGCCCUGGAAUUAAUUUUCUUAACCUCCAGCUGUGCCAACAUUAGUGAUGUUGAUUAAAAUUACUGAAUAAAGUGAAUUAUUUACGGCAAAUCCGUGCCAUUUUCAAAGAUUUUUCACAGUUCUAGGUCCUUGAAUUUACUGAAAAAGGGCCUUGAAAGUCCUGGAAAAGUCUUCGAAUUUCACCUUCACCAAAGGGUGGACACCCUGAGUGUGAUUGACUUGCAAAUGACUAAUCUGGUACAGUAUAUUUGACGAGUCCUGUACAGAUAUACCCGUUUGGCAAAUUUUAAGUUCUGUAGUUAAACGACAAGCUUUCCCACAAAAUUUCGGAAUUCCGUUUUUAUAUGUUUUUGGCAGACUAAUAUCUGUCUUCUGAUGAGAGCCUUUACUCCAAACGCCAAAGUCCUCGGUUUAUUUAUUCAGACUGCCAAGUGUCAACAACUAUGGUUUCCUGUGUUUAUUUGAGGGGCAUUUCACUGCAAAAAUCCCAUACAUGCACGUUGCCAAAAAAUCCAGUACAAUUUGGAAAUCCAUCAAAAUCCGAAUUUAAAAAUCCAUUCAAAUCCAACACAAUUUAUUUUAAAAAAUCCAAGAAAAAAUCCACGAGAAGCCCCCAAAAGUGGUUUGAUCGUUACAUAAUGUUUGGCAAGUUAAUGUUUUAGAGUACACGUAACCUUAUUGUAACUUAUAACCUCGGUUAUUACCUUAUUUAAUGAUAAAUAUAGGAUCUAUCUACGUUGAAAAAGAGUCUGUACUUUGCAAGACAUGUGUUGGAAGCUGAUUAUAAAAACAAACUGGAAGAAAAAGGUCUUGAUUUGUAAGUUUUGUAUUAUAUUACAGGGUUUGUAGCGGUCUUUGAAAUCCUUGAAAGUCUUUAAAUUUGAAUGCAGGUCCUUAAGGUCUUUGAAAAGUCUUUAAAUUGUGUGAAAACGCGAAGAAAGUCUUUAAAAAUCUUUAAAUUCUUCAGUGAGUGUUUGAUUAUACGAUUUCCUAGCUAAUAAAAUAGGUUGAUUGAAGAACAAGGUUUUCGCAAAUAUCGACGAAAAGGCGCAUUUUAGGAUGUGAUUUAACGGGAUUAAUUACCUGGUAAAAAUGGUGCUUACACUCAGGCCUUAAAAAAUCGGUCGGUCACGGACAUUGUCCGACCCAUCCAUCAAAUUGUCCGACGUAGAAAGGAAACCACCGGACAUUCUGUCCGACCUAAGUGAAACUGAAGUUUAUUAUUUGUCCGACCUGAGUGAAUUGGUGUCCGACCUAGAACUGGAAAUGUGAGUGAAAUGGUGACGUGAAAACGGGCUUUUACAACUUCGGUAACUUAAAAGUUAUCGAAGUCGUACUGCUAUCAUUGGCAAGCAAGUUAAUUUUGGCUUGGAAAUAAGUAUAAAUGACACAAAUUAUUUAAUAUCUUCACAACAUUUAGUUCAGAAUGAAUGCAUUAUGCUGAUAUCAAUUUGCGUCAUUCAGACUUAUUUCCGAGCCAAACUGAACUGAAGGUCAUCGGACAUAUGUCCGACCCAAACUCAACGUCAUCGGACAUUUUGUCAGACGGCCCUGGAAAAGAUAUUUUAAGGCCUGAAGGCUUACACUCGCAAUUUUUAGACAGCUGAUUGCUCUGAAAGGUCUUUGAAAAGUCUUUGAAAAUAGGCAGAAAAAAUCUUUGAAAGUCUUUGAAUUUUUUUGGUCUUGGAGACUACGAACCCUGUAUUAGACACUGGUCUUUUUAACCUGAUGCAGACAACGUCUAGAGACAACAACACUAUGUGACCGAAACGAAAACGUCGCUCUUUGAACCUGUCCCAGUCUCAUGUAAUGGUCUGGUUUCGGCUUUUACAUCCUUAUUACAUAUACAGUUUAUUCUAAUUCCCAGUUAAUUCAGCCUGCAUUUCGCACCUGGGACACUUUUUCAUAGCACAAAAGAAAUGAAGAAUUAAACGUCUUACGGAAGUUUUAGCAGUCAUUAAUUGGUGUGGGGUGGACUAUAUUUUGCAUAUAUUGAUAAAUCCGAAUAUUGCUUCCUGGCCCACCCUCAAGGUUACUGUUUAUUAUCAUAGCCCCCCCCCCCCCGGGAUAUUUUCAAGCACUUUAGUCUACUACCGUUUUUCAGAAGAAGAUCGAGUUUCUUUUGGGGGGCUGACGUUAAAAAAAUUUGUGUUCAGGGGCGCACAUUCCAAAAUAUUUUGAAGGGGUGUAAAAUAUUUUGGAGGGGUGUAAAAUAUUUUGGAGUGGUGUAAAAUAUUUUGGAGGGGUGUAAAAUAUUUUGGACGGGUGUAAAAUAUUUUGGACGGGUGUAAAAUAUUUUGGAGGGAUGUAAAAUAUUUUGGAGGGGUGUAAAAUAUUUUGGAGGGGUGUAAAAUAUUUUGGAGGGGUGUAAAAUAUUUUGGAGGGGUGUAAAAUAUUUUGGAGCGGUGUAAAAUAUUUUGGAGGGGUGUAAAAUAUUUUGGAGGGGUGUAAAAUAUUUUGGAGGGUGUAAAAUUUUACGUGUUUACAUUUUGGAAGUGGGAGUUACACGUGGGCCACCAUGGUUGGCGCCGAGCGGAAAAAUUUUGAAACUUUGAAAUCUCUAGAUCGUCGGAAAUGGCAUUUUCAAAGUCUAAUUUGGCCAUCAGCUGGCUGUAGAGCACAGAAAGGAAGUUGAUUCAGGCAGUGUAUAAUGGCAAUUAGCAAUUCUGUAACCUUACUUAUUAUUUUUUGGACACUUCCCAAAAAAUAAAUCUCACGGAAACAAACAUUUUGCGUAAUGUUUGCACCGGACGAUCGGGAGCGACAAUUGGUUCAUUUGGGACCGACUUUUUGAACUAUUUCUCAAAAUAGAUAAUGUGCGGCCCUGUUUGUGGUGCACAUUUCCAGUGUGCAUGGGCAUGAGUAUUCCUCUACGAGAUUUUGUGUCUCAGAAGUGGAACAGUUUUCGACAGCUUUUUGAACAAAAUUAUAUAGAAAAUCGGGUUUUUAAUGGAACAUUUACAUUAAAAAAAUAAUCAAAUUGUGAAAAAAAAUCAUUGUGGAGGAAGAUUGAGUUUCAAAACUCAAUUGAAGAUUGAGUAUUUACUACCGGUAGUAGAAAAGUGCUUGAAAGUAUUAGUAAGGUUCAAUUCCUACCAGAGGACCUUGUGCUGCAUUUUUCGCAGUCGUUCCUGGUCAGGUCUUAAAAUGUAUAUAUACUCACUUGGAUUACAAACCCUAACAUUCUAGUAUUAAUUCCACCAAGUGAAGUGCAAGAAACAAAUCAUUGAAGUCCACCUGCUUGAAAAUAUCCCUGGUAUCGUGUUUAAUGUGUUUAGGGCAUAGGUCAAGGGUUAAGUAACAGCAAUAAUGUCUUUCCAGAUAUUGUCGGGUUAAUGACAGGAUUCUUGAUUUGGAGAAAAUGCAUGAGGAGGUUAGUACUUUAAAAUUUUCCUGUUCAGUUUGUUUUAACAUCCAUCAUAGAUUACCAUACAAAUAGAAGGAAGCUUCCGUCGCUAUCGAUCUCUGUUCGUAACAUGUCAUCUUCCUGAGUUUCAUUUACAGUGUACAAUAAUGUUCUUUUAGCGUGUUAAAACAAUCAGAAGAAGUUUCAAGCAGCAGUUAGCUGAUGCUGUUGUGCAAAUAUCCAAUGAAAAUGAGGUAAGAUCCCAUCAUUCCAUGAUAGGGUAACUUGACUGGGCUAAAAGGGUCCUGUUGUGAUUGUUGUACGCCAAUGAUAGUAAACGUACAGCAGUAGGAAGCUAAGCAUACUGUCGAGGGCAAUGCGAAGGCGACAUCAGAAGUUAUACUUCAGGUUUCAGUAAGCGUUACGGGGCAGCUAAGCCGAUGAUGAUCAGAAGUGCUGAUGCUCACCCAAGGGCAAGCAAAUUAGCCUUUCUCAUGGCCGAUUUUCCCGCCAUUUUGGGGGUACCGCCUCUCACCACGAAAUACAACUUUUUAGUAUUGUAGUUGUUUGUAUAAUGGUAAAUUUACACUUACAACUUGUAAAAGUCGCUUUUCACGUUGUUUGAAUUGUCCAGAAUCUUUUACGAGGGCAGAAGUACCCCUAAAAUGGCGGAUUUUGGCCUUCGUGAGAAAGGCUAAUUGAACUGUAUCUCUCCUUUAUUUGUUGCCACAAAUGCAAGACCUAUAAUUACUGCUAAUUAACCACCAUAACAGAACAUGCUUUGUGCUUACAGCACGGCCACCAAGAGCUUGCGGUGCGUCUGGGGGAAAACUUUCCCAUGGGGCUCUCUGGGCUUUCAUAAAAUUUUCCAAGGACCCCUAUGAUGUCAUAAUUGUAAAACGGGAGAAACGGUGUUUUACAUUAUGUUAUGCUUUAUUGCAUAUUAUCCGGCAAUGAGAAUUUAUAUUCUCGGUUAAGCAAUCUUGUAUCAAGGGACUUCGUCGAUUUUAGGGCCCCUUUUGAGCUGGGGGCACUGGGCAAAAUACCCCCCCCCCCCUGCUCCCCUCUCGGCGGCCCAGCUUACAGAACAGUAUUUUAAAUUGAACCAAAUUCUAGAGAAUCACAAUGGAUCGGUUAGAAAGGCGAGAGAGAAUGGCGGAGAAGAAACGAAACGAAGAACUACUGAAGAAAGAAAGAGGCAAAGCAGCUCAACAACAAGAAGCUAUGAUUAUGAUGAUGAAGAUGCAAUUAAAAGAACAACAGGAAAGAGCAGAUAGAGAAUUGGAG